UUGUGCAGGGCGUAGAGCUUCUUGGGUAGGGGCAGUAUUUCAGCCGAGGUCAGCUGCUGCAUGUGCCAGGUCUGGGUCGCUUGGAAGGGACUGUGAUGAGAACCAAGGCCGGCUGUUGUCUGGUCCACUGUUGGAACCACUUGGGACGAGGUGCAGUGCAAGCUGAUGAUGACUGCCACUGUGGCAAGGACUCAGUAUCUUUUGAGGAUGUGGCUGUGAACUUCAGUCUGGAGGAGUGGGCUUUACUGGAGUCUUCACAGAAGAAACUCUACAGAGAUGUGAUGAGGGAAACCUUCAGGAACCUGGCCUCCAUAGGUAACAAAUGGGAAGAUCAUGACAUCGAAGAUCAGUACAAAAACCAGAAGAGAAAACGAAGAAGUCGUAUGUUGGAGAGAAUCUGUGAAGGGAAAAUGGUUAGUCAAUGUGGAGAAAACAUCAGUCUUAUUCCUGAUUUCAGUCUGAAGAAGAAAUCUUUUCCUGGAGGAACACCGUGUGAAUGCAGAAUGUUUGACAAAGCCUUCAUGGAUCAUUCAUCCCAUAGUAGUCACACCAGCUGUCACACUGGACAAAACUUCUCUGAGUAUCAGAAAUGUGGAGCGAAGCCAUAUAAAUUCAAGAGCAUCUUCAAAACAACUACAAUCUGAUUUCCAUUUUCUUAGAGGUAUAGUUUUCCAGUGAUAUCUUCACAAGAUUCACAUCAAAGAUCCAUCAGUGUGGCUUUUUCUGUAAGCUGUCUUUUGUUCACCAGUAAACUAGUUCAUCUCUUUAUGCAUGGGACUAUUGUCUGAUUAUUUUUUUCUCUAGGUUAUAUCUGUAUAAGAUCUACUUUGUAUAGGAAACAUCUUAUGCUGUUAAUAGUGCUGGAGGGUAUGUUUUGUUGAUUCCCCAUGUCAUUCACAACUGUGCAUUGAAGAAAAAGAACAUGGAGUUUGUUUCUCUACUGCAAUGUACAGUGGUUGGCUUGACCUGGUCUUUCUAUGGAACAGUAAGCACCUUCCUUCUGUCAGGAAUACUGGGUAUUUUCUCUUACUUUUAGGUGACUGUAAUCCUUCAGAAUGGUUUCAUUUAUGUUUCAGUGCAUGUAAUUAAAACUAUGUGCAUUUUCUGUCA
Molecule: messenger RNA, 1110 nt
Organism: Eptesicus fuscus (big brown bat)
Lineage: Eukaryota; Metazoa; Chordata; Mammalia; Chiroptera; Vespertilionidae
Product: zinc finger protein 14-like
Exons: 5
Coding region: 96-644 (182 amino acids)
Biological process (GO): regulation of DNA-templated transcription
Source: RefSeq, a predicted model, not a curated record